Tribolium castaneum (red flour beetle) is the source of this 1423-nucleotide messenger RNA. RefSeq lists its product as hypothetical. Bases 14 to 1261 code for a protein of 415 amino acids. The record is from RefSeq and is a predicted model, not a curated record. Lineage: Eukaryota; Metazoa; Arthropoda; Insecta; Coleoptera; Tenebrionidae. The transcript is spliced from 2 exons.
GCAUGACGCAGUGAUGUCGGAAAGCGAGGAAGAGACGAGCAGCGCCGCCGACUGGCCCGUCACCGAGGAAUGGCUCCAGGCCGUCCUCCGGCACCACCACAAGCACCUGGAGGACGACGCCGCCGCCAUCACCGUCGUCGAUUUCACAGUGAAACCGGGCUGUGACGCCGGCGAGAGCGUCCUCAGUGAUAUUCUCGCCGUCGCCGUCAAAUACUGCCUCAAAGACGACCCAGUCGCGCACUGUCUCAGCUUCAUCAUCAAACUCCUGCCCCAGGACCCCUUCAGUCGGUAUUUCGUCACCGAAGCACAAUUCGAUCUCAGAGAAAUCAAGUUCUACACGCAAGUUGUGCCCGACUUGGAAUCGUUCAAAUCGCAACACCUCGCGCCCGCCUCCCCCCUGCCGCUCCCCAUCCCGCAAUGCUACUACGCGCACUACUCCCCCGGGAGCCCCGAGCCCGAGCCGAGUCCCCCUGAAUCCGUCCUCGUCCUGGAGAACAUCAAACCUUCCGGUUACAGCAGUGCCGAUUUUUCGCGCGGUUUAACCCUCCGUCAGACGACAUCGGCCGUCGAUGCCAUCGCUCGCAUCCAUGGCCUCUCCCUCGCCCUUAAAAUCAAAGAGGGAAAAUCGCUCGUGGAACGCUACCCUUUUCUCUUCCAAACGACUCGCGCUUCGGACUCGUACCAACAACUCGUCGAACGCGGUCUCCCCCAACUAUCACAAUUCCUCGAACGCCGCCCCGGCCAGGAGGGGGUGCUGGCCGCACUGAACGACCUCCGACCCCACACCAAAGACAUCAUCGAGAAUCUGCUCGCGCCCGAAGAACCAAUGGCUCUGAUCACGCACACGGACUUCUGGUGCAAUAAUCUCAUGUUCCAGGAGGAUGAAAAUGUGAGCACUUGUGCCAUUUUGGAUUGGCAGAUGGUGACGUAUAGUCGGGCAACCAAUGAUUUGGCUUUGUUGCUCAUCAGUUCGGUGCCGGCCGAGCUGAGACGAUUACACACGGAGAAGUUGCUCGAUGGUUAUUGGACGAAUUUGACGGAGACUUGUUGUCGGUUCAAGUUGGAUGUGGAGAAGGAACUCGGUUAUAACCGGAAACAAUUGGGUGAGGAUUAUAAACGGUCGCAACUUUUGGCUUUGCUCCUUUGUAUCGGUUCGGUGGAUUUGGCUUUGGGAAAUGCUCAGAUGGAAGAACGGCUUCUUGCACUGCUACAGGACCUUUACGACGAAGGGCUGCUUAAUGCCGACGUGGCCAAAAAAUAACACGAAAUGUGGAUGCGAUUCAAUCGGCUAGUGACUUUGUUCUUGCUUCGAAAUGUGUUCCGUGCCAAUUUUACGUUCAGUUGUAGAAUAACUAAAUGAUUGUGUAUUUUGUAACGAUGUGCGAUGACUUUUGGUCAAUAAAAGAGAAAGAAACUUGAUUAA